Messenger RNA from Trypanosoma conorhini, 501 nucleotides. RefSeq lists its product as uncharacterized. The transcript has a single exon. The coding region runs from base 1 to 501 and encodes 166 amino acids. NCBI's taxonomy places the organism in Eukaryota, Euglenozoa, Kinetoplastea, Trypanosomatida, Trypanosomatidae. The record is from RefSeq and is a predicted model, not a curated record.
AUGCGUCUCAAAGAGAACACGCGACGCAACUUGCCUCUCCUUCAACCGCUUCUCCGAAAGAGGGAUCCGCUUCUUACGCCAGAGAAACCGCCAGCAUCCACCGAGCGAUCCGCAGAACAGGACCCGGAUUCAAUUCUGCGUCUCCGCAAAGCCGGAGAAACCGCCACCGGCAAACCCGCGGCGCGAGAGACGUCGUCACGCGUCGGCGCGUGCGGGUUGUUGGGUUGGAAAUCAACUGCAUUUCCCCCGGGCCUCCUGAACACGGCGCCGCCCAAAGCCCGGCCGCCGCCCGCGCAAGCCGAAGUAAAGCCUAAGUGGGUAAUUGGUGGCUCUGGCUGGCCUCUUCUCAAGGCAUUGAACUCGCUGGCGCCGCGGCGGUUCUUGGGGAAGACGGGGGCGCUCCCGCCCGACAAAAACACGGGCCCGAGUUGGGUGGGAGUGGGGCAAAGUGUUUGGGCUGGUUUACUUUGCGGGGCGGCGCAGCUAGUUGGUUGGUUGUAG